This is a messenger RNA of Schistocerca americana (American grasshopper), 496 nucleotides long. Its product is annotated as Golgi-associated PDZ and coiled-coil motif-containing protein-like. The record is from RefSeq and is a predicted model, not a curated record. Gene Ontology annotation, molecular function: transmembrane transporter binding. The transcript has 3 exons. NCBI's taxonomy places the organism in Eukaryota, Metazoa, Arthropoda, Insecta, Orthoptera, Acrididae. Bases 52 to 327 code for a protein of 91 amino acids. Gene Ontology annotation, biological process: negative regulation of protein localization to cell surface. Gene Ontology annotation, cellular component: Golgi apparatus; membrane; trans-Golgi network transport vesicle.
CUCUUUGCCGACGUUGCUUCAGUAGUCACGUGACUUUCUUAAAACGAAAACAUGGCUGCAACGGGUUUAAGCUUUCGGUGGCUUGACAUACUAGAAAAAGAAUUUGACAAGGCAUUUGUGGAUUUAGAAAUAUUAAUCGAUGAAUUUGAUUCGGAAGAGCCUGAUGUUGUUUAUACAGCGCGACAGAAAAUGGCAACACUGAGCUCCUGUUUCGCACAGCUGACUCAUAAAGCUCAAACAAUUUUUCAGAACAGCGCCAAGGUUGAGGAAUUGUUGUCCUUCGUUAAUUCAGUGGUCAGUUUGGAACGUUAUGAAAUAAAUAGUUAAGCGUGUUGGCGUUGUGCAAUAGAGAGGAAGAUUUAAAGUAGAGCAUAAAGAAUAUUGACCACAGUAUGAUUCGUUCUAUUAACCAUUAAACCGUGUAGCAAGGUAAAACAAAACUGUACUUACCAGUACAAUUUGCACCAUAAUUUUGCAUUAAUUUGCUACAUAUCAA